Indicator indicator is the source of this 561-nucleotide messenger RNA. RefSeq names its product avidin-like. Bases 1 to 561 code for a protein of 186 amino acids. The transcript has 5 exons. Gene Ontology annotation, molecular function: biotin binding. The record is from RefSeq and is a predicted model, not a curated record. NCBI's taxonomy places the organism in Eukaryota, Metazoa, Chordata, Aves, Piciformes, Indicatoridae.
AUGAGCCGCCGCCUCCUCUCCGCCCUCGCCCUGCCCACCGGGGCGGGCCUGGCUGCCGCCGCGGCGGGGACUCAGCUGCUCUGCCAGGCAGCUGAGAUCCCCACGGGAGAGAAGGCCAGUGCAAAGGAGGCAAAGGCAGCCAGCAACAGGUGGUGGCAGGGCCAGGAUCAGAAACACUCCACAAGGAAUGGCAAGUGCAACUUGACUGGCUGGUGGGAGAACGACCUGGGCUCCAGGAUGCAUGUGUCUGCAGUUGACAGCCAGGGCAACUUCUCUGGCGAGUACCACACUGCUGUGUCCAGUGCCCAGAAACCCAUCAAGUCAUCUCCUCUUGUUGGCUCUCAGCACUUGGACAAGGACAGGCAGUGCACAUUCGGCUUCACUGUCAACUGGAAGAUGUUUUCUGACUCCACAGCUGUCUUUGUGGGCCAGUGCUUUGUUGAGGACAGUGGGGAGGAGGUCCUGCAGACCUCCUGGCUCCUGCGGGAGAAGGUUGACUCCCAGUCCAGCGACUGGAAAGCCACCAGGACUGGCCGCAAUAUCUUCACUCGGAUGAAAUGA